AUGAAGAAAGUUGUAGGUGAGAAAUAUCGUCUUGGCAAGAAGAUUGGAGCAGGUAGCUUCGGCCAGAUUUAUACUGGCGAAGAUAUUAAUACACAUGAAAAAGUUUCAAUAAAAGUCGAACCAUGCAACUGCAAGGUCCCACAAUUAAGCUACGAAUCAAAACUAUACAUGCUCUUCUCAGGCUGUACCAAUGUUCCAAAAUUUUAUUGGUUCGGCGUUGAAGAUGACAAUAAUUAUAUGGUUAUUGAUCUGUUAAAUAAAUCUUUGGAAGACUUACUCCAUAUAUGUGGUGGAAGGAUGUCUCUUAAAACCGUUUUAAUGUUAAUAGAUCAAAUGAUUUCGAGUGUAGAAUAUCUUCAUAACAAAAAUUUCGUUCAUCGUGAUAUAAAGCCAGACAAUUUUCUCAUGGGACGAAAAGAAAAUGCAAAUCAAGUGUAUAUAAUUGAUUUUGGUCUUUCUAAGUCAUUCUGUGAUACGAUAACUCAUAAUCAUAUUCCAUUUAGUGAUGGAAAGAGCUUGACUGGCACUGCAAGAUAUGCAUCAGUCAAUGCCCUUCGUGGUGUUGAGCCAUCACGUCGAGAUGAUAUGGAAUCGCUCGGUUAUGUUUGGAUUUACUUGUUGAAAGGAAAUCUUCCUUGGAUGGGCCUUGACGCAAAAGACAGAAAGACUAAGUAUGAUAGAAUCUGUCAAGUUAAGGCUAAUACAAGCCUCGAAGAACUUUGUGGAGAAUUUCCAGAAGAAUUUACCAAUUAUUUCAAUUCAGUGAAAUCUCUUCGCUUUGCAGAAACUCCUAAUUACGCAUUAUACAAAAAGAUGUUUAGAUGUCUCUUCCAAAAGCUUGGAUACGAAUAUGAUUAUAAAUAUGACUGGUCGAACCCUCUUAAAGUUCCACGAUCCUUACCAAAGCCUUCUGCUCCUCAAGGAGAGGACGAAGAGAUUCCAAAGACUCAGAAAGUUAAAAUCCCGAAAAAUAUGAUUGUAGGAUCAAUUCCAAAGCCAGUGAAGACAAAGAAGUCAUCUGUCAGGCCAGAACAUGGUUCCAUAGCUUUGGAUUCCUCCUCAGGAUCAUUAGGAAAACCUGCAGCUCCUCCAAGAAGAAAACUUUCUCAGCCAGCAUCUCUCAACACAACAUCGGCUUUGGCAAGCGCUAGAAGGAAGUCUAAUGCAGGUUUGGGUAAGGAAAUUCCUCAUCCUGUGAAACGCCAAAAUUCUUCAAAUUAUUUGAUACCUCCUGCCCGCCAAACCAAUACAUCGGCUUUGGCAGCCACAAAGACUGGUAUUGGACAGCUUCCAAAAUGGAUGCUUGAUAGAUCUAAUAGAAAAUAA
Messenger RNA from Trichomonas vaginalis G3, 1326 nucleotides. RefSeq names its product STKc CK1 domain-containing protein. The transcript has a single exon. Lineage: Eukaryota; Parabasalia; Trichomonadida; Trichomonadidae. Gene Ontology annotation, biological process: endocytosis; signal transduction; peptidyl-serine phosphorylation. Gene Ontology annotation, cellular component: nucleus; cytoplasm. Gene Ontology annotation, molecular function: protein serine/threonine kinase activity; ATP binding. The coding region runs from base 1 to 1326 and encodes 441 amino acids. The record is from RefSeq and is a predicted model, not a curated record.